Molecule: messenger RNA, 4074 nt
Organism: Colossoma macropomum (tambaqui)
Lineage: Eukaryota; Metazoa; Chordata; Actinopteri; Characiformes; Serrasalmidae
Exons: 4
Coding region: 1-2997 (998 amino acids)
Biological process (GO): homophilic cell-cell adhesion
Cellular component (GO): plasma membrane
Molecular function (GO): calcium ion binding
Source: RefSeq, a predicted model, not a curated record
AUGGGGAAGAGGCUCGAGACGAGGCGAUGGACGUUAGCUGGGUCACUGGUCUGCCUGCUUGUGUGCGUGUGCGCGCUGGACCGCGCGCUCGCGCAGAUCCGCUACGCGAUUCCCGAGGAGCUCGAGCACGGCGCGUUUGUGGGCAACAUCGCCGAAGACUUGGGCUUGGAUGUGGCCAAACUGUCGGCCAGGCGGUUCCGGAUCGUGUCCGGAGCAAGGAAGCAGUAUUUGGAAGUGAACCUGGAGAACGGGAUUUUGUUCGUUAAUGAGAAAAUCGAUCGCGAGGAGCUGUGCGAGCAGAGUCCGCUUUGCUUUUUGCACUUGCAAGUGGUGAUAGAAAACCCGCUGGAGUUGUACCGAGUGGAGGUGGAGGUGCUGGACGUGAACGACAACGCGCCGAGCUUUCCGUGGAGCGAGUUUAACCUGGAGAUCACUGAGUCAGCCGCGCCAGGCUCGCGCUUUCCGCUGGAGAGCGCGCAGGACCUGGACGUGGGCGCGAACUCGCUGCGCUCUUACCUGCUGAGCGCGAACCGCCACUUCGCACUGGACAUCCAGACGCGCAACGACGGCAGCAAAUUCGCCGAGCUCGUGCUGGAGUCCGCGCUGGACCGCGAGCAGCAGAAGACGCACGAGAUGGUGCUGACGGCCGUGGACGGCGGCUCGCCGCUGCGCUCGGGCACGGCUCAAAUUACAGUCACAGUGCUGGACGCCAACGACAACGUGCCCGUCUUUGAGCGGCCCGUGUACCGCGUGAGCCUUGUGGAGAACGCGCCGCGCGGCGCGCUCGUGCUCAAGCUCAACGCUACAGACGUAGACGAGGGCGCGAACGGCGACAUUGUGUACUCAUUCAGCGGCCACGCACCCUUGAGAGUGCGCGAGCUUUUCAGUGUGGACGCACACUCUGGUGAGAUCCGCGUGAAGGGGGUUGUGGACUACGAGAAGUCCGCCGUGCACGAGCUCUAUGUGCAAGCUAAGGACAAGGGCCCGUCCGCCGUGGCCGUACACUGUAAGGUGCUUGUGGACGUGUUGGACGUGAACGAUAACGCGCCCGAGGUCAUCCUCACCUCCGUGUCCACGCCCGUACAGGAGGACGCGCCACCGGGCACUGUGAUCGCUGUGGUGAGCGUGACGGACCGAGACUCGGGCGAAAAUGGAGCCGUGGACUGUAAAAUACCACCCAACGUGCCAUUUCAACUGCAUUCCUCCUUCAAAAACUACUACACUCUCGUGACCAGCGACUUUUUAGACAGGGAAUCCGUAGCAGAGUACAACAUCACGCUCACGGCGCGCGACUCGGGUUUGCCGCCGCUCUCCACCAGCAAAACUCUACUCGUGCAGGUGGCCGACAUAAACGACAACGCACCGCGCUUCCUGCAGCCCUCCUACACGGUGUACGUGACCGAGAACAACGCGCCGGGCGCGUCCAUCUGCUCGGUCACCGCCUUCGACCCUGACUCGAACCAGAACGCGUAUCUGUCGUACUCCAUCCUAGAGGGGCAGAUUCAGGGCAUGCCCGUUUCCACGUAUGUCUCCAUCAACUCAGACAACGGCAACGUGUACGCGCUGCGCUCUUUCGACUACGAGCGGCUGCGCAACUUCCAGAUCCGCGUGCGCGCGCAGGACGCCGGCUUUCCACCGCUCAGCGGCAACGUGACCGUUAACGUGUUCGUACUGGAUCAGAACGAUAAUGCUCCGGUCAUCGUGUCGCCGCUGCCGACCAACGGCACGGCGGCUACAGAGGUGGUGCCGCGCUCGGUGGACGCAGGCUACCUGGCGGCGAAAAUCACGGCGCUGGACGCGGACGCUGGACAGAAUUCGCGCCUUUCGUAUCAAAUGCUGCACGCCACGGACCCGGGGCUUUUCAGCGUAGCGCUGUAUACAGGCGAGAUCAGAACCAUCCGCCGCUUUGUGGACAAAGACGCCGCGCGCCAGCGGCUCGUCGUCCUAGUCAAGGACAACGGGCAGCCGCCGCUCUCGGCAACCGCCUCCAUCGUGCUGUCCGUGGUGGACAGCGUGCCUGAGUCACCCUCUGAGCUCGGCGACCCGUCGCGCGGUCCGCGGCCCCCCUCCAGCCUCGCGCUCUACCUCAUCGUGUCGCUCAGUACCGUCUCGCUUAUCUUCCUCGUGGCCAUCAUCGUGCUUGCCGGUUUCAAGUGCUACAAAGACGGCGGGGACUCGCUCUCCUCUCUCGGCGGCGCCGCGUGCUGCUCUUUCGAGGAUGAUCCUCCUCCCGCCGACGUGCUUAAGAAGUCUAACCUGAACGUGCAGCUCUCUACUGGGUCUAAAGUGCCCACGGGCUGCGUGGAGGUGAACGGCGGCACCGGGGGUCCUGGAACCGGAGCUGCGCCGCAGCCGUACUGCUACAAAGUGUGCCUGACCCCAGAAUCCGCCAAGAGCGACUUCAUGUUCCUGAAGCCGUGCAGUCCCGGAGACGCGAGGAACAAUACAGCGAAAAACCACGGAGCAACAGUGAAUAACGGAGCCGCAACACCUAACGAGCUGAAACAAGACAAUACGGACUGGGCUCUCACUAAGAACCAAACUUGCUCUUUGAAAAGCUAUAACUCAAUAAACAUGGAUGGCACUCUGAUGAGGAAGGCCAUGCAGAAUGAUCCUGAAAACUAUGUCAGUCCAAUGGCUGCAGGACAGUAUUGGACCUGGGGGACGCGAAUGAGAGAAUACAGGAUGUCCUCCCCAGCCACAGGCCUCCCCCAGAGGGCAUGGACACCCCGCUACACCCCCACAAACAACCCCCAACAGCAGCAGCCUGCAGCUCACUCGCACAGCCAACCUCCGCCUGACUACCAGCAUAACGUCUACAUCCCUGGCACGCCCUCUGCCCUCUGCACCCUUCGGCCCAGCCACCGCAGCGAGCUUGACGUCCAUAACUCUUUUUCCACAUUCGGCAAGAAGCGCAAGUUCAUCUCGCCCAGCAGUUACGACCCUAGAGAUGACACAGGGACAGAAGUCAUCAAUAAUGACCUGUACAAUGAAUAGAUAGAAGGAACGGAGAGAAUGUGGGACAAAGCUGAGAUGUGACGGUGGACAGAGUGUGGGGGAGGGGGGAGCAAAUGUUGUGGAAGGAAGGAAUAACAUGAGUUAGAAGAAAAGAGGAGAGAGUUCCAUUACAACCAAAGCAGAGCCUAUAUUUCCAAACCAAACUACUCUCGUGUCACAGUAACAUUAUUUUCCUGCUCUGUGUGGUCUGCUUCCCAUGACUCCAUUUGCUCUGAGACACAUUUCAGUUUAUUUCUGUCAUGUUUGUGUGUUUGUGACACAUUAAACAUGGGCCUAUAUGAGGAGGCCUUAAACGGUGGCACUGGCCUAUAAAACUGUAUCACUGUCAGAUUACACAUCCCACCCAUUAGUUACUGUUUAUUAUAUGAAUAUUCAGAGAGAGUGAGUCUUGAAUGUUGGUCUUGUGACAAAACCAUAUUUGGAUGGGUCUCAAUAUGGUUUGGUAAUUGAACGGUUACCAUACAAGAAAAUCUGAAUGAUUUGGAUGUCAUGACCGUAAUGAAGAAAAGAUGGCUUGAUUUAGCUGCUGAUAAGGGGGUCAGAUGAAUAGGUUAAUUCUUCUGUGUGAAUCUUGACAGAGUUAAGCUGCUGUCUACUGUUCAGUUAGCCAGGCUUAGCCAUAUUGGGUCUGAAGGUCACAAAUAGCACAAGUGAAACAACAGUGGUCUGAGAAGUGAGUCACAUCAUCAAAAUUAUUUUAAAAUUCCAUAAAUGUAUCAUUAAAUUCUAGUUUUUCUACAUUAAGAAUUAUGACUAUAAUGUUUUUUGGUACUGUUUAUUUGACAAUCAUGUCAGCCUAAAUGUAAGCAUUACUUGGCCUUUGCGCAUAGUGUGAAUUUUCUGUCUGAGCAGAAUCUUUGUGCCGUGGUGCACAGCCUUGGAAUGAUUGGUUGCUCGCUGAAACAGAUGAGUAAGUCUAAUAUGAUUAUUGUUCAGUGAACAAUAGGAACAGUGUUGAUAUGUAUGCAAAGUGGGUAACUGACUCACGCAGGUAAUUUACUUCAGACUAUGGCGUACAUUACCGUGUAAAUUCUGAGAAUAAAAGUAUUCUUUUUC